AUGCUUUGUGUUGUGCCUGUUCAUGCUGGUUCCAGGACAUUUGCCGUUCACGAUUACGGGGGAAAAGAAAGGAACAAAAUAACGGGUAAACUUUUGAAUCCUCAUGUCUAUGUUCUCGAUCCACAAAUUGUUAUCCAGCAGAACGUGAAUCAGAAAGGAUUGGUUGCUAUGGAAGGAAAGCUCACAAAACCUUUUACAGAUGACCAUAUAAAAUUAUCUAUCAAGUAUCAGGAUGCCCAGGGAAAUUGGGCGACAGGAUGGUGUAAAACACUUUAUUCUUACAAUCAAUAUAACGAAAAUGUAAGAGCCGCAUUCGAGUUACCUGAAUCUGCAUUGAGCUCUUGCAAUGUAAAGAUCGAAUUAGAUUCUGAGACGAACCUUUCCACAUUUAGCAGUGUUUCUUGGGACAAAACGAUCAGCCAUUACAAAUUAGGUGACUACAUCGCUACCAAUUGUGAUCUGGACGAAAAUGAAUAUACAAUCCUUUUAACACCGAAAAAGAAUGGCACUUUGAUCAUAGACGCUAAUGGAAAAGUCACAGGAGUAAAAGACAGGGUGACAACCGCUCAUUCCUGGAGCAGACUGAAUAUUGGAUAUUCAUUGGAUAAUAAAAAGAAUGAUGUAGUCUUCUCACCUAAAACCCCGGCGGCAUUGUUUACUGACACCAAUGGUGCCAUAUCCAUUAAAAUGGUCAAUCAGGGAGCUGUUAAUGACACUUUGGGUUCUACCCCUGAAUUUAUUUAUAAUGUAGGUCCGGGACAUCCAAUUCCGUAUUUAUACAGUUAUGCCGAUCCAGUGUAUAUGUUCGCGGGCAAAUUUUCAGUGAACGGGUUUUUCAUAAAAUUCAGCCAGUGGCCUGGUGAGCCAAACGGUCCCGGAUAUCAUAACUUUAAAAAUCCUAACAGGCUCCAGAGCAGAUAUUUCAAUUUAUAUAACAGUAUAAAUGAAAAAUUAUCAGACUUUAUCAGCGAUCAAGAACCUGUAGUAUUCGUAUCCAGUAUGACCACAGGCUUCAGGGUUUAUAAAAGCGACGGAACUUUUAUAAACCUUACAGGUUAUAGCAACUACGGUGCGUUAUAUUUUGGAUUUACUAAUGAUCAUGGAGGUGGUCGUAGAGGACCUGGAUCUGAAAACUUUAUCAUUUCAAAUACUGCUGAAAUGACAUUAUAUGGUAUGGGUACAUUACGAAAUAACUUUGUGAGUUUUACUCCGGCAUACCUACCUGUCCGAUCAAUGCAGGAUAUUGAAAAAGAAAUCUCUAAGUUCAUCAGAUAUACCGGCAUCUUCGGAAAUAGCAUUGCCUAUGAUGACACUUCAGAAUGUGCCGCAGGAUGUUUUGCAGCAAAUCCUGGAGCCGUUCCAGAUUACGUUGUAGUAGAUUGGACAAAAGCACCGAACACCUAUAUUUUCACAGGGAAAGAUAAACACGGCAGCGAAGUUGACGGUCUUUACAUUCCUGUAAAAAAAGCCUAUGAAAUGUGGUCUAAAGGAGGUGAGUUCAUGAAAGAUGAUCAUGGAAAUUACACUCCAAUUCCAUCAGGAACAGCUAAAGCAGGAUUAUAUUGGGAAGACGAGCCAGGACUAAUUAAAUCUGUCGCUUUACAAGGAACAGGUGAAAAUGCUAAAAUUAAAGUUUUAGUUAAUAAGCUUAAAGAAGGAAACGCAGUAGUUUCAUAUAGAGUAAACGAUACAGUUUAUUGGACAUGGCACGUUUGGAUAACAGAUGACCCAACUACAAACGGAAGCACCUAUCAUCUUGGUUUCGAAAAAGAUAAAAACGGACUCCCUGUCACAGAUUGGAAAUGGAUGGACAGAAACCUUGGGGCAACAAGCGCGAACUUCCUGGGUAAUGAUUGGCAUAAAUCUCAGGGAUUGCAAUACCAAUGGGGAAGAAAAGACCCUUUUCCUGCUCUUGCACACAAAGAUGGCACAAUGUAUGAGAUUUCAGGAGAAGUUGGAAACAUGAGAAAUGUAGGAGCCGUUUAUACCACAGGAUCUACUUCCGUAUUGCCUGUAAAAUACAGAGGAAACUUAUAUCCGCAAGACAAUACAGGAUUUGAUACGCCAAAUGGAAAUAUUCGUUAUUCUGUUCAAAAUCCAAUUCACAUGAUCAUUCCGCCGCUUUAUGUUAAAAAAUAUAAUGAGACGGUGAAUAAUAAUGAAGAAGAUAUGUUUGUUCAAAACAGUGGCAAUGUAUGGUAUCACCAAAGACGUACGACAUGGUUCUCUAAACAGAAAUACAGAAACGAAUUCAGCACAGAUGCUUCAAAAAAUGUUGCCUGGGAUCUUUGGGGAGAUACACGAGGAGGCAAAAUAAGUGACUUAAAUUACCCUGCAUUAGCAGAAGAAAGUAAGCGUUACGCAAUGAAAUCACCUUAUGACCCUUGUCCAUGCAACUGGAGAACUCCAUCAUAUUAUGACAAUAUCGGCAGCCCUAAUAAUGACAAUAAUGCUUCGCCUUGGGGAAGAAUCGGCGGGGCUAAUGAUGUAGAUACUUUCACAUCUAAUCCGGCAACUUCAAGUACUAGAUUCCCAGGAAUAAAGAUAUAUCCUGGAUUGGGUUACGAUUUUACAGGAGUUUCUGGCCGUAACUUAGGGCUGAUUCCUAUCAAUGGAAACUAUGAAUAUUACCCUAAUUAUGUAACUAUUAAUAGGGUAACAACAUCCGGAUUAGUUACACCUAAGAUCGUAUAUCAGGAUGGUUCAUCAGACGGCGCCUUGGGCUCAUCUACGUUCUCAGUGGGAGCAUCCGGAAGCGGGCCGUGGUAUGGACCGAGAGGACUUGGUUAUAUUUCAGAUCCUGGAAACGUAAAAGAAACAGCAAAUAAUUUCGGAUGGUACACAAUGAAUUCCGUUUCUCAUGAUGGCAAUACUCAUGAAACAGCUGGGAUAAGAUGUAUUAAGGAUCCUAAUAACGCUUAUAUGCCUGCUGUUUUUGAAACGCAAUUCAUCAGCACACCAAAUGAAGAAUAUUCAUUAGCAACUUUGAAAAGCUGGGCAAAAGAUCCGAACAGCUAUGUAGAAUAUACUAACAGCUCAAUGGCAGCAGCAAGUCCGGCAGAUAAAGACCGCGUUAUUGAUAUUCCUUUACGUAAGGCGUAUGCAAUGUAUAAAUUACAUCUAAGUACAACAGAGGAAUAUCCACAGGGAAGUGUCAAAUCAAGCUCUGUAGUAUGGACUACCAAUACAGGUUUGAUCCAGAACAUGGAAAUAAUCGAUGGAACUAAGGAAAUGGCUAAACUUAGAGUUACUUUAAAUGAAAAUCAAUACGGUAAUGCUGUGGUAGCUUUCCACUUAGGAAACUCCGGUCAGUGGGCAAAUGGAAAAAUGCAAGAUCCUAUUAUCUGGAGCUGGCAUGUCUGGGCUCCUGAAACAAUAGUUGGUUCAUUAGAUUACGAAACGGAAACCUCAGCAAACGGAGGCAUUGUAAAUGUUUUCAAUUCAGCAUUUGUAAAUCCUGUGAGAAGUAUUGGAGCUCCGUUGAAAACCACCUUUAUGGACAGAGAUCUGGGAGCUUUAAUGAUGUUCCCAGAAGAAGCUUAUGCAGGUGGUGCAUCAUAUAUUUACAGCUUCAUCCCUCAAAUCAGUAAAAGUGGAGGGCUACAUUUCCAAUGGGGAAGAAAGGAUCCUCUCCCUGUUUUCUUCAAUGCUGGAGGCCAUUAUGAUUUUGGAACAGCCGUAGGCACCCAAGGAAGCAUUUAUAAAAACUUGAACAAAUAUACAAUCCGUAUGCAAAACGGACCCAUCAGUAAUGGGGUAAUUCCUUAUUCAGGAGCUAUUGACAACACUAAUUAUAUGACCAAUUACUCUAAAGAAUUUUCAACAGAUUAUUCUUCAGUGUUUUCAUCUACAGAUUCUAAGAAGGAUAAAAUUAAGAAAGUAUUGAUGUAUUCUAUAAACAAUCCGCUAUACUUCUUAUACCAAAAUCCUUCUACGGAAACAAACCAGUUUAAAAAAGUCCGAGAUUGGGUAUCUGAUGAAAAUGGCCAGUUUACAGACAGAUGGGGACACGGUACAGAAAAAUCACCUUUUGACCCAUGUCCUGAAGGAUGGAGAAUACCUGAUGCUUUCUAUGCAAGCAUGCACAGUACGCUGCCUCCGUUAAGCAAUUUCUAUUCUUACUGGCCAUUAUCUCACGGAAGCAAUCCUUGGUAUUAUAAUGGUUACCAGGCUUCAGGUACAGGACAAUACGGAUUAGCACCUUCAAGUGUACACCAUGCUAAAAGAGAUGCUUAUUCACCUGCAAAUAAAUUCUAUCCGGGAAGCAGAUCUGCAAUUUCUAACUAUCCUGCCACCAGAUUUGGGUUUGUUUUCAACAAUAGUAGAUAUAAAAUUGGCAGUUAUCCAAAUAACGGGAUUCGAGGCUUUCAAGGAGGGAAAGAUCUAACCAUGACUACAGCUGACGGACCUCUGAGAUUAAGAUUUAAUAUCUCAGGGGUUUGGACAGCUUCACCUACUGACGUUUAUUCAGGGACAGCUAUUGGACUGCAUUUCAAUAUAGAAUCCUCAGCCGAGUUCAAUAUGCAGACAGGAUAUCCUUAUUAUCCACAAGCAGCAAUGUCUUGCCGUUGUGCAAAAAUCAAGUACGAUGGCAACGGAGAUGAAAUUGGAAGAUACGAAUCAACAGCUAUUGAAGUUCCAAAAAAUGCAACUACAAAACCAUAA
This is a messenger RNA of Rotaria socialis, 4665 nucleotides long. The record is from the annotation of a GenBank genome assembly. NCBI's taxonomy places the organism in Eukaryota, Metazoa, Rotifera, Eurotatoria, Philodinida, Philodinidae.